Molecule: messenger RNA, 965 nt
Organism: Penaeus chinensis
Lineage: Eukaryota; Metazoa; Arthropoda; Malacostraca; Decapoda; Penaeidae
Product: peritrophin-1-like
Exons: 2
Coding region: 79-741 (220 amino acids)
Cellular component (GO): extracellular region
Molecular function (GO): chitin binding
Source: RefSeq, a predicted model, not a curated record
CACGUCAACAGUGAUAGCGUGUGCCUACAGCGAAAGGGUUCUCAUCCACGUUGAUUGUGAGCCAACCACUCUACUGUUAUGUUCACAGGAACAACGACAAUGUCUCUAGCUCAGGCGGUGCUUGUUCUCUUGGCCGCCUGCGUGGCCGGUGUCGUGUGUGUGGACAAGUGCAGCCCCGACUGCACCGGCAAACCAGUGGGCAGCAAAGUUCCCGAUCCCAGGAACUGCACACAGUACUACCUCUGCCUCAACGGCGAGUUCCCCACAGACCACCCGCUCUGGUGCGACCCGGGUGAAAUCUUCGACACCACGCUAAAUGAGUGCCAGGUGGGGACCGACUGCACGGAUCAGUGCCCGGCGACCGUCCCCAACUGCCACUUCACGUGCAGCGGUACGUACGACCUGGUCAGCGAUCCGUCGAGCUGCAACCAGUACUUCGUGUGCCUCCCCCACGGGCUGGAGGGUCCUUUCGGCUGCCCCGCGGGAGCCCCGUACUUCAACGGGGAAAACUGCGUGGACGACAAGGGCACCUGCUGCUCCGACCCGUGCACGCCCUUCUGCGAGGCGGCGGUGACGCAGGUGCCGGACCCCACGGACUGCACCAAGUACUACAUCUGCCUGGAGCCAGGGCUCGCGUCCGAGGAAUACCACUUCACGUGCGACGCGGGACAAAACUUCAACUAUGUCACGGGACGGUGUGACAGCGUAGCCGAUUGCAAAGUUUUGUGUAACAACAGGUGAAGGUCGCUUAAUACUCUCACUAGAAUUCGUGAAACGCAACGGAUGCAUUGUUGAAAGAUUCCGGGGUAUAGAUUAAACGUAACGUGUUCAACCAUUAUCUAAUACACAGAACGUGACUAUGACUUUACUAUAUCGAUGUUGUGAGGGAUCGAAAUUGCCUUAGAGCGUCUCCAUUCCGCUUAUGUCGAAAAUAUAAACAAGUUAAUAAAUACUGGAGAUAUUAA